AGAGGGAAGAGGAAGGGAGAACAGGAGGGUCAGACAGGUUCCCGAGAAAGAUAAUCUGUUUGUUUAUAGUUUACUUAGGCAAAGGGACCUUCAGAAGGGACUUUGAUAAGAGGGGACAAAGUUUCUCCUGAAAGGAGCUGUGUUCUUCAGCCAGAACUUCGGCUUCUUUCACACACAGGUGCCUGGAGAGCUGGGGAGUCGCUGCCAGUCCAAGACACCUUGAACUGGUAAUUCCUACAGAAACUUGUACCAACUUGUUCUUGACUGACAGCGAGCGUUUCUUCACUUUGAGAAACCCUCAGCACCUACCUCUCUCACCUACCUCUACAUGGGCUGAUCAUUUCCUGGCCUGGUCGUGGUUUCCCAUCUACCCAGGAGCCGGCACUGGGUGCUCCACAGGCCAUAGCAGAGCCCCAUGGUAGCCAGGUGGGUGAAGGGAGGCGAGGACGUGCCACUUGCCCUGCGGAAGAUUCCUGACCUGCAGAGUGGUCUGAGGAGCCUGACCAUGGAUGCCAUGGAUACCAUGGUUCACAUUGGCAUGCCCGGCGCACCGCUGGUGAAGCACGGCAGUGGGGGUGGCCUCAAGGCCCACCGCCCUCGGGUCAUGUCUAAGAGCGGACACAGCAACGUGAGGAUUGACAAAGUGGACGGCAUCUACCUGCUGUACCUGCAGGACCUGUGGACCACAGUCAUAGACAUGAAGUGGCGCUACAAGCUCACCCUGUUUGCCGCCACCUUUGUGAUGACCUGGUUUCUCUUCGGUGUGGUCUACUACGCCAUAGCCUUUAUCCACGGCGACCUGGAGCCCGCGGAGCCUAGUUCUAACCACACGCCCUGCAUCAUGAGAGUGGACUCUCUGACCGGGGCCUUCCUCUUCUCCCUGGAAUCCCAGACCACCAUUGGCUACGGAGUCCGUUCCAUCACGGAGGAGUGUCCUCAUGCCAUCUUCCUCUUGGUUGCCCAGCUGGUCAUCACCACGUUGAUUGAGAUUUUCAUCACUGGGACCUUCCUGGCCAAAAUUGCAAGACCCAAAAAGCGAGCCGAGACCAUCAAGUUCAGCCACUGUGCAGUCAUCAGCAAGCAGAAUGGGAAGCUGUGCCUGGUCAUCCAGGUGGCCAACAUGAGGAAGAGCCUCUUGAUCCAGUGCCAGCUCUCGGGGAAACUCCUCCAGACGCAUGUCACCAAAGAGGGAGAGCGCAUCCUCCUCAACCAAGCCACAGUCAGGUUCCACGUGGACUCAUCCUCUGAGAGCCCCUUCCUCAUCCUGCCCAUGACCUUCUAUCACGUGCUGGACGAGACAAGCCCGCUGCGGGACCUCACGCCUCAGAACCUGAAGGAGAAGGAGUUUGAGCUGGUGGUGCUCCUCAACGCCACUGUGGAGUCCACCAGCGCCGUGUGCCAGAGCCGCACAUCCUACGUCCCCGAAGAGAUUUACUGGGGCUUUGAGUUUGUGCCCGUGGUCUCUCUCUCCAAGAACGGGAAGUACGUGGCCGACUUCAGCCAGUUCGAGCAGAUCCGCAAGAGCCCGGACUGCACCUUCUACUGCGCCGAUUCGGAGAAGCAGAAGCUGGAAGAGCAGUACCGGCAGGAGGACCAGAGGGAGCGGGAGCUGAGGAGCCUCCUGCUGCAGCAGAGCAACGUGUGAGCCCGGGCCCCUGGGCACCCCUGGCUCUCCACUAAACAGGGGCUCCUCUUGGAGGCUGGGCCAGGUGGGACCUGCCGCACGACCACACAGAUGGUCAGGGUUCAGCUUUCCCUCUGUCUGGAGGCUGAGCAAGCAUUUCUGAACAUAAGAGUGCCUGGUCAGAGGUGAACACUCAAAUUCAGAUUCUGCCCCUGACCCCCUAAAAUGGAACCCUGUACUGAAGAAGUGAGCACAGGAAGGUGGAGAGGCUUCCUGCUGAGGGGCAUACAUGCAGCAAUGCUGACGGUAGAUGAACAUCAUCGUGUAAGACAAAGUAUUUAUUAACCACCCAUCAAAGGUGCCAGUGGCUGGGUCUGAAGUGUGACUCACUUUGCUGUGGCUUAAGAGCCUGCUCUUUCUCUUGUUCCAGUCCUUAAGUUGAUAUUUGUAAUGGUGGCCAUCUGGUAAUGGCCUGAAAGUGUUGGAAAAGAAAGUGAGGAUGUUAAACUUGCAAAAUACAGUCAUUUUCUGUUACAAUUUUCAAUGGAUUUAAUUGUGUAGGGUGAAAGCAAUCAAGUCAGGAAUCAAGAGUUCUGAAAGUGUGUUGCUAUCUUGAUUCCACUGUCCCAUUAUUUUGGGGGGAAGAGUGUACUAGUCUCUUUUUCCUUCAAAAUGUCCUUCACAGACAAGCCAACCAGCACCAUUUAGGGACAUACUGGCAACCUGCACAGUCGGGUUUCAGCCAGGCUCACAGAACCGUCAGUCCCAUAGGCUCUGCUCUGAGUAAUGUUUUAGUGUCAUUUUUUUAGAUCCUCACAGGAAAAAGUCUAUGUGAGUUCCACAGCAGGCGACCUGCCCUUGGUCAGUGCUGUCAGUGUAUUCCAGUGUUUCCCUGUGAACACUCCCUGCCACAGAGAAAACACAUGUCUUAAGAACGAAACAGCUCAAUCCUCAUGUGGUGGUGCACAUCUUUAAUCCCAGCACUCAUGGAGGCAGAGGCAGGCAGAUCUCUGGGAGUUCGAGGCCAGCCUGGUCUACAGAGUGAGUCCAGGAUAGCCAGGGCUACACAGAAAAACCUUGUCUCUAAAAAAAAAAAAAAAAAAAAAAAAAAACCGAACAAACCCCCAAACCCCUGAGAGCCAAGACUGUCACGGUUGUGCUAAGCACAUGGUCUGAAGACUAUAUUCCACACAGAAGACAACUGAAACUGUACCACAACAUACAAAGUGUGAACAGAUGCUGAAGCUUUCAGGGCCCGAGAGACACUGAGAAAAGAGCUGGGGGGGGGGUGAACAGGAGGACGCUCAGGCAAGGGUCACGGGCAUACCCUUCGUGUGCACAGGAGGACGCUCAGGCAAGGGUCACGGGCAUAUCCUUAGUGUGCGAGCCCGCACAACCCAGUACAACCUGCGUUUCCUUGCAGAAAGAGAAUGUGUGGGCCAGGAUUGGCCCGAUAUGUAAAAGAUUCGUGUUCAUUUCACUCGAAUCAGGACAAACUGUGCACUCACCCAAGUGCCAAGUGACCACGAACGUGCAGGCAGUACACACACACACACACACACACACACACACACACACACACACACACACCUCAUACAGUAUGCCAGUGUGUGCUCGCACUCUGCAAACACAGUACCAGGCAGCUGGGGUCUGUGUCACACUCACAAAGUGCACCCCAGUUUUCCGAGUGUUCACUUUGACUCUAUAAGAAAUUGAAACUGGCCGCAGAGAAACUGAGUCAUCAGCGGGAUCCAACCACUGGUGUGAAAUGUGGCCCACCCAGACACAACCUCAUGGCCACACCUGCAAGCGCCUUUCCUUUAAACAACAGCAACAAAAUGUGUAAACACGGUCUCUGGAGUGGAGCUGAGCUGAUGUGUGAAAGCCUGAGACUCGUGGAGGAAAAGCAGAACAAUUUCUAUCAAGGAAGAUUUGGGGCUGGAGAAAUGGCCCAGUGUGUAAGAGCAGGAGGACACCCGCUCAGAUCCCCAAUGCCCAUCCAUCUGGGAGGAUGUCGUGAGCCGUGGGAGCUGAGACAGGAAUCCCACUGGGACCUGCUGGGCGCCUGAAGGGCCCCAGGUGCAGGAAGAGGCCUUGUCGUGAAGGAUUAGGUCAGAAAGGGGGACAGUGACUCCUCUGGUCUCCAGGCACAUCCCCCGCCCCUCCUCCACAAGUCCCUUAACACAUGCAUACACACGCGCACACACACACACACACACACACACACACACACACACAGAUCUCAAAUCAUUAAAGAAUUUUUUCAUGGCAGUUUUAGGUUGCCAUUCUUGAAAGCCUUUUAGCUGCUUGCCUGUGGAGACAACUUUAGCUAUUACUCCCGUGUAUUUAAAUCAUAUGUUACAGUAGACUCAAUAGGAAAACCCAUGCUAUGGGUGUGUUCAUGGCCACUCUUCUAUUACGUUAGGAAAUCGCUCACACAAAAUCCACCUUGGUGCCCCUCUGAAUCUGAUCACACCAGUAACUCAGCUCUAUUCUGUUGUGUACGGUACAAUGAUGGCAUGUCAGACUCAGAGUCAUCUUUGUGUAAUCACUGAGCAUAUUAUAUCAGCCAGAUUUGGAAUAUCUGGUUAUUGGAUUUUUUUUUUUUGUUAGUACACACAAAUCUUGUAGUGCCUUGAAAACCACUGUAUGGGCCAGGUGUGCUGGCACAUGCCUGUGACCCAGCACAUGGGAGCUGGAGGCACAAGGAUCAAGAGUUCAAGGCUAGCCUUGGUGAUGUAUGCAUGCAUUACAUGAACUCCUCUAUCAGAAAAAGGCCAUAAUGUGUAAUAACAAUAAUCUAUAUACUAUUGUCAUAUUGUGACAUAAUAUUUAGUCAGCCUAGUUGACCGGUUUGAAACUCAGCAUUUUCCUGUUAGCUUAGCUGUUGUUAUUUUGAAUCCUGUGUUCUUGGGUUAAUCUACCAAUAGAAGAGCUAAGUGGCACACUUACUGGGUGUUACCUAGACAGUCUUCUGCUUGACACAGAUGCACAAGUGUCACCCAAACAACCAAGUGUCUAACCCAAAGGAAGCCUGUGCUCUUUUAGAAGCCCAGUGAGUUCCCUCCCCAGUGACUCUUCACAGUUGCUUUCGGGAGUCACAGCGCCCACAGCAGCACAAGCACAAGCCGCUGCCUCAUUCCUGGGCCCUGACACCUCCGGUUGAGGGCAGGAGCCAAACACGGGUUCUCUGUUUUCUUCUUAUUCAUGGGGAAAAUUAACAAUGAAGUUUUUGAAUAUCCAAAAUAAAUGCGUAGUGGUAAGAAAAAUAAUAUUUGCCAGUGGACCAGUAUUUAGAUAAAUGUAAAGGCCUAUUUAGUUUGAUCUUUAUUUGAAUUAAAUUUCUACUUUGAAUUAGCUGUUGUUUUGACAUCACUGAAAUGAAAAAGUUUUUUUUUUUUAAGCCACUUAUUCUAGUGUGGCGAGGCCUUUCUAGUCUAACGUAAUUCUCUCUUCCUUAGACCCUUGUCGCACGUGGAAAGAGGACAGGGCAGAGUAGAAAGAAUGGAACCAGGGAGCGAGAGGUGAGGGAAAGAGGGGAAGGGAAGGGAGGGAAGCGGCCUUUGCAGGAUUCCCACCACAGGCUCACUAUGGGUGCUGAUUCUGUGUGUGUGACUGUAGGCUUCCAGGAACACACAUGGCUGUCUUCCAUCCUAAUGUUCCUUUGCCUACACAGGACAUGAUGACAUCAGUUAAGAUGGAGGCCGGCUCACUCUAGUUUUCUCUGAUGAUAGUUUUAAAACUAAAGCUACUCUGCCUCAGUCUGGAUUUCUACUUCCCGUGCUGUGCACUCAUACACAGCCUCUGGUAAGGGAGCGUGGCAGGCCUGAGGUGUGCCAGCUUUCUCUUCAAGCUUAACCUCUUCACGAGGUUAACUAACUGCACACUCUGCCUGUGUGGUCACCCGCUGCCCUUAGUGAGGUUACUUGUCCCUGACCUUCAGGUUUGUGGCUGGCAAUGGGGGAUUACCCACUUCAGAAUAGUCACAGUUGAGCUGCCCUGAGGGCUCCAGAGUUCAAGGUGGAGAUCUGACCUCAGUUACUGCUCUGCAGUUGUCCACCCAAAUGGUUACUGGCUGUUACAUUGCAACAAGCUGCCAUCAUUCCCUUCUGAAUUCCAUAAUUUGGCCUAGAAAUGCCAAAGGAUAGAGGCCAGGUUCUUUCCAAAGCUUUACCACUAAGUAUGUCAUAGAAGAAGCAGAGGGUCCGUGUGUCAACCAACAGGAGCAGAUGCAGAGACUCACAGCCAAACAUGAAGCAGAUCUCGGGGAACCCUGCAGAAGAGCAGGAGGAAGGAUGGUAGGAGCAGAGCAGUCAAGGACAGUUCUACAGAAUCAACUAAUUCUACAGGGCUCACAGUGGCUCACAGAGAUGGAAGUGGCAAUAGCAGAGUCUGUGUGGGUCUGAGCCAGGUCCUCUGCAUGUACAUCAGAGUUGUGUAGCUGGGUGUUGUUGUGGGACCCCUAACAGUGGCAGUGGGGGUGUCUCUGACUCUUUUGGCUCCUCUUGGGACCCCUUUUCUUCUACUGUCUAUUCCAGCCUUGACAUGAGGGUCUGUGCCUCAUCAUACUAUAACUUGUAAUGCCAUGUUUCAUUAAUACCCCUGGAAAGCCUAUGCCUUUCUGAAGGGAAAUGGAGGAGGAGCAGGUCUCAGGGAGAGGGAAGGUGGGGGUUGGGAGGAGUGGAGAGAGGGGAAACUGAGGCCAGGGUGUAAUGUAUGAAAAGAAAAUAGGAGGAGGAGAAGAAAGAAGAGGAAGAAGAAGAAGAAGAAGAAGAAGAAGAAGGAGAAGGAGAAGGAGAAGGAGAAGGAGAAGGAGAAGGAGAAGGAGAAGGAGAAGGAGAAGGAGAAGGAGAAGGAGAAGGAGAAGAAGAAGGAGGAAGGGGGGAGGAGGAGGAGGAGGAGGAGGAGGAGGAGGAGGAGGAGGAGGAGGAGGAGUGGUAAAAACUGACCUCGAGUCAUGCCAUCUCCUCCACAUCCACUGCCUCCAGCUGCGUUCGUUUCCUUGGGCCUUGAUGUGCUGUUCAUCCCCACAAAGGCAAAUCAUUUACUGGGUUAUAAACUAAACAAACAAAUAAAAAACUUCUCUAUCUAAAACCUGAGCACAGGAAUUUUCAUUUUCCUAUUCUUAUGCUAUAGGGUGUUUAAAAAAAUUAGAACCAAGAAAGGCAGUGAGCUGGGGUCAAUAGUCAGUUACUAAUAAAAUUGAAAGACUGGAAAGUCGGAGGAUGUGAUAGAUAUGUGAGUCCAUGGGUGUGCAGUGGCAGGGCACAUGCCUGGCUUUUACAAGUCCUGGGUUUGAUCCCCAGUACUGUAAAACAAAAUUAACAAAUGUGAAGAAUGCCACCGGGAGGUGAACACUUGGCUCUGUAGAGGGAGGGAGGCUAUGUGGACUGCGUGUCUUUUCCUAUGUCCUGUAUAUUUUUCACUUGUCCUGUGCCUGGUCACUUUUGUUCUGUGUCCUCUGAGGACUCCCUUAAAGUCCUGUAGUCAGCAGUUUUUCACACAUAACCAAACUGCCUCGUCAGUCUCAAAAAUCUUCAAAGUUCAAGGCUGGAGACAUGGCUCAGGAAUCACAGGAGGACCUGAGUUUGGUUCCCAGCUCCUACAUGGCGGCUCACAACCACCUGUAACUCCAACUUCCUGUGAUCUGGCGCCCUCUUCUGGAUUCACUGGACCCAGCACUAAUGUGCACAUACCCCUACGUCUGCACACAUAUACACAUAGACACAUAAUUUUAAAACAAUAAAAUAAAAUUUAAAAAUCCUCA
This is a messenger RNA of Meriones unguiculatus (Mongolian gerbil), 7391 nucleotides long. It is a transcript of the gene Kcnj15, whose product is annotated as potassium inwardly rectifying channel subfamily J member 15. The transcript has 4 exons. Gene Ontology annotation, biological process: potassium ion import across plasma membrane; regulation of monoatomic ion transmembrane transport. Gene Ontology annotation, molecular function: inward rectifier potassium channel activity. Lineage: Eukaryota; Metazoa; Chordata; Mammalia; Rodentia; Muridae. Gene Ontology annotation, cellular component: plasma membrane. The coding region runs from base 416 to 1645 and encodes 409 amino acids. The record is from RefSeq and is a predicted model, not a curated record.